GCUACGUCAUAGUUGGUGCUUAUCUUGGCGAGAGCCGACUUCAACAUCUACUCUCAUGUAAUGGAAAUCAUAAUGGGCAACCAGUUGCUUUAGCGUAAUAGGUCUCCAAGGACAAUUGUUCUGCACUGAUAGACUUGCAACAGGGAGAUGCAGCAUUUUGUAUAUGACAGAAUACACUCAAUUACUGCAUUUUCAUAAAAAAAAAAAAAAAAAAAAAAUAAUAAUCUUCAUUGAUGUGAGGAACAGCCAUUGAAACACAAUAGAUUGCUACAUAUUUUUGGUAAUUAAAUUUUUUGCACAACCUUUGAAGAAGCACCUGUAAAGAAAUAGAUGAGUCGUGAUCAUGCAAAGAGAUUGUUUGGGCACUGUUGUUGGAACUACUAAGUACAUAAUUGGACUACAGGUAUCUUUGGUUCUGUAAUUUUAUCAGAAUUACAAAUUCUGGUUUAAAUCCAGUUCAUUUAAAUUCAGUGCAGCUUUGUAAUACAUCUGCUUCAGCCUUGAUGGAUGUGUCCACUAUUGAGUUGUGCUUGCUUUAUUUAUUGAUUUAUACAUCAACACUGCUUCAAAUGGUAAUAUUGAGAGAGAGGGGGGGGGGGGGGGGGGGUGUUCAGUCACAAAAUAGCAAACAAACACCUCCGAGCUAAUAGAACAUUUAAUAAAAAGAGGGAAUGAAUAAAUAGUCCAGAAGCACCUAUUAAUUACAAAAAAAAAAAAAAAAAUGAAUGACUGUAUUAGCAAAGUACAAAAAAUGAAGGGUUAUUUGAACUGGUAUGAACUGUGUGUUCCUGUUUAAGUAAGUGAAUGAUGGCCCAGUGUUUUACUUCUCACGUUUCUUUCUGCGCUUUGUGUUUCCCGGCAGGUAUGGCCUCGCAAGUGCAAGUAUUUCCACCACGCACUCUCCAGUCAAGUGCCUUCUUUAGUCUAAAGAAGCUAAAGGUGGAGCCAAGUUCUGACUGGGAUAUGACAGGGUACGGCACUCAUAACAAAGUGUACAGCCUGAGCAGCAAGAACAUACAAGCCACCCAGGUGGCCAUUAACGCCUCUACCCUUCCCUACGAGCAAGCGCUUAUCUUCCCAGCCAGCACCGGGCACAUUGUGGUAGCCUCAGCCAGCAGCACUUCCGGAGCAGCCAGCCAGCUGCUGGGCAUUACCUGUCAUAACCUGAUGCGCCGCAGUACAGUGAGCCUUCUGGACACGUACCAGAAGUGCGGGCUUAAACGCAAGAGUGAGGAGAUCGAGAACAACAGCAGCGUCCAGAUCAUCGAAGAGCAUCCGCCAAUGACCCAGAACACAGUCAGCGGGGCCACUGUUGCCACGGCCACCAGCUCCACGGCAACCUCCAAAAACAGUGGCUCCAACAGCGAGGGGGAUUACCAGCUGGUCCAGCAUGAGGUUGUCUGCUCAAUGACCAACACCUACGAGGUCUUGGAGUUCCUUGGCCGGGGAACCUUUGGGCAGGUGGUAAAAUGCUGGAAGAGGGGCACCAAUGAGAUUGUGGCCAUCAAGAUCCUGAAAAACCACCCUUCUUACGCCCGGCAAGGGCAGAUCGAAGUCAGCAUCCUGGCCAGGCUGAGCACUGAAAGCGCGGACGACUACAACUUCGUCCGGGCCUACGAAUGCUUCCAGCACAAGAACCACACCUGCUUGGUCUUUGAGAUGCUGGAGCAGAACCUCUACGACUUCCUGAAGCAGAACAAGUUCAGCCCUCUCCCCCUCAAGUACAUCCGACCCAUCCUGCAGCAGGUGGCCACGGCCCUCAUGAAGCUCAAGAGCCUGGGGCUCAUCCACGCAGACCUCAAGCCUGAGAACAUCAUGCUGGUGGACCCAGCCAGGCAACCAUACAGGGUGAAGGUGAUAGACUUCGGCUCGGCCAGUCAUGUCUCUAAAGCUGUGUGCUCCACAUACUUGCAGUCCAGAUAUUACAGGGCUCCAGAGAUUAUCCUCGGUUUACCUUUCUGUGAAGCAAUCGAUAUGUGGUCGUUGGGAUGUGUCAUUGCAGAGCUGUUUUUGGGGUGGCCGUUAUAUCCGGGGGCGUCAGAGUAUGAUCAAAUUCGGUACGUUUCUCAAACGCAGGGUUUGCCAGCGGAGUACUUGUUAAGUGCUGGGACAAAGACAACAAGGUUUUUUAACAGGGAUCCAGACUCUGCUUAUCCACUUUGGAGGCUCAAGACACCAGAAGACCAUGAGGGAGAGACAGGAAUCAAGUCAAAGGAGGCGAGAAAGUAUAUUUUUAACUGUUUGGACGACAUGGCGCAGGUGAACAUGACAACAGACUUAGCGGGCAGCGAUAUGUUAGCAGAGAAGGCAGACCGACGGGAGUUUAUUGACCUGUUAAAGAAGAUGUUGACUAUAGAUGCAGACAAGAGAAUAACCCCCAUUGAAACUCUGAACCAUCCUUUUGUCACAAAGACACAUCUCCUUGAUUUCCCUCACAGCACACAUGUCAAGUCUUGCUUCCAGAACAUGGAGAUUUGUAAGCGCAGGGUGAACAUGUAUGACACCGUUAAUCAAAGCAAGACCCCUUUCAUUACACACGUGGCCCCCAGCACUUCCACGAACCUGACAAUGACGUUCAACAGCCAGCUCAACACUGUACACAACCAGGCCAACCACCUGGCUCCCACCUCCACCAGUGCCACCCUUUCCCUUGCCAACCCCGAUGUCUCCAUACUAAACUACCGCUCUGCACUCUACCAGCCCUCCGCAGUGUCCAUGGCAGCCGUGUCCCAGAGGAGUAUGCCUCUUCAGACUGGAGCAACGCAGCUCUGUGCCACCAGACCCGACCCCUUCCAGCAGGCUCUCAUCGUGUGUCCGCCCGGGUUUCAAGGACUGCAAGCUUCUCCGUCGAAGCAUGCCAGCUACUCAGUGCGGAUGGAAAAUGCUGUCCCUAUAGUCACUCAAGCCCCAGGAGCUCGGCCUUUACAGAUUCAGCCAGGACUACUAACACAGCAGGCCUGGCCUAGCGCGACCCAGCAGAUCCUGCUCCCCCCAGCCUGGCAACAGUUGACGGGAGUGGCAGCCCACUCCUCAGUGCAGCACGCGGCCGUCAUCCCUGAUACCAUGGCAGGGGCACAACAGCUGGCUGACUGGAGGAAUUCUCAUGCCCAUAACAGCCAUUAUAACCCCAUCAUGCAGCAGCCUGCCUUGUUAGCUGGCCAUAUGACACUCCCAUCCGCCCAACCUUUGAAUGUGGGUGUCGCCCAUGUGAUGAGGCAACAGCCAACAGCCAGCAGCUCCUCUUCCAAAAAGAACAAACAGCAUCAGAUGUCGUCAAGGAACAUGUCGGCCUACGAGGUGUCGUCCACGCAGGCAGUCAGCUCCCCGCAGUGCUCGAAGCGUGUGAAGGAGAACACGCCCCCUCGGUGUGCCCUGGUGCAGAACAGCUCCUCGGCCUGCAGCUGGGGAGAGACAGCCUCCAGCACGACCAGGGAGCAGCACCAGAGACAAACCAUCGUCAUCCCGGACACUCCCAGCCCCGCCGUCAGUGUCAUCACCAUCAGCAGCGACACGGAUGAGGAGGAGGAGCAGAAGCACGCCCCCAGCAGCACUAAACAGAGGAAGAAUGUCAUUAGUUGUGUCACAGUUCACGAUUCCCCAGAGUCUGAUUCCUCCAGUAAUAACAGUCCCUAUGCUGUAGAGCACCGCCUGGGCCUUACCAAUGGAAACAGCUACGACUCAAAGGGAGUGCUGGAUAACCACAGCAAUGACAAUUCCCGCACCAUAAUCAUACCGCCACUCAAAACACAGGCCAAUGAAGUGUUGACAGAGUGCGACAGGCUGGUGGUACCAGACACAGUCGCUCAUCACUCAUCAGUGUACAAAUCCAAAAACUCCAGCACAGCGGUCUCUGCCAGCAGUCACUCAUCAGAUAGCUCUUCGGGAGCGUCAGCCUGCAGACAGCAGAGAUCAGGGGCACACUCCUUCCAGCAGCAGCCUCUUAAUCUCAGCCAGGUACGGAAAGACAGGCCUGUCUUAGUCACAUCACGUUUAUUGGCACAGCAGCACUUGGCGGCAGAGAGAACCGGAGGCCACCGCAGGCAGCAGGCUUACAUCACCCCCACAAUAGCACAGGCACCUUACUCCUUCCCGCACCACAGCCCCUCGCACACGGGCGUGCACCAUCACCUGGCAGCCACCACACACCUUCCCGGGCAGCCACAUCUCUACACUUACACUACGCCCACUGCCAUGGGCUCCACAGGGACCGUUGCCCACCUUGUGGCGUCGCAGGGCUCGGCCCGUCACGCGGUCCAGCACACGGCCUACCCUGCAGGCAUCGUCCACCAGGUUCCAGUCAGUAUAGGCCACCGGGUACUCCCCUCACCCACCAUUCACCCCAGCCAGUAUCAGGCGCAGUUUGCCCACCAGACCUACAUCAGUGCAUCACCAGCUUCUGCUAUCUACACUGGAUACCCACUGAGUCCCACCAAGGUGAACCAGUACCGUUACCUCUGAAAACACUGGAGCAAGAACAACGCUGCUUUAGACAGAAAACAUGCAAGGCAUCAGAAAAACGACCCUUUAAACUUGAAGACAAAAAAAUAAAGGAAAGAAAAAAUCACCCUUCAAAGAAGAAGUGGGAGGAAUUUUUUGAAUUUUCUUUUAAAGAAAUAUGAAAAUAAACGGGCCAGUGCUCAUUCAACUAGUAGCAAUCCUUGAAGGCAAAUCUUUCCAUUUUCAACGGCCUGUCCUGCACCAAAAGGCCUUGGAGAAAGUUGCCAUUUUGUAUUUAUUUAUUUUUCGUUUAUUUCGAUUUUUUUAAUGACCAAUAAAUGCAAUGGUAAUUUUUCACUCUACAAGUGACCUCAAAUGGGAAGGUUAUGAUCACCUCACAGUGUAAAAGAUGAAAAAGAUCCAUGCUGCUCUUCAAUGAAAAUUGAUGGCCUUGAACUGUCUAACAAUUUCCAAAUCAGAGAUGAGGGGACAAGCUCCCCCUCAUCACGAUGUGUUUGUGUGUGUGUGUGUGUGUGUGUCUAUAUAUAUAUAGCUUUUCAUUUUUUUAUUCUGUUAAUUUUAAGGAAGUAUAUUCUUUUUCUGGUUUUAUUCCCUUCAAGGUAGAUAUUUUAGCUGGGUCCCUUUUAGAAUGUAGCGGUAUGCUCCCUUUUUAAACUUUAUACCAAUAGAUUUUGUUUCUCUUAAUGUGAUUGCACAAAGUAGAUAACUUGGCAUGUACAAUGUGAUCGUCUAGGUGUGUGUGCUAAUGCCCUGUGUGUGGUCUAUCCUUAGCACAUCUGUGCAACUGUAACUACUCAUAGUCUUAGCAUUUAACAUUGUUCCCUCGUAGUGCCUUACAGAUUUGCAGAUACAGUUUAAAGUUUACUUCACUGGAACUGGCAGAACCGAGGCUGGUUUGGAGGCUACCUAGAUUGAUGAUGUUACUGUUCUUGUGGUCAAGACCCUCUUUUAACUUCCAGAUGUGAGUGAGGCCUGAAAUAGUCUCAUAUGUUAAUGUGUCCAAUCCUGGUCUCUACGAACUGCUAAAUAAGCACAUUUAGUCUGUUUGAUAUUGUAAACAUUGACUCACUGGUUUUGGUAUUAGCUACAAACACUUUUAUGAAAUCUCAACAGAGUUUGGUACUUACUAACGUAACUUCAAUUCAUAACAAAAAUUAUGUUUGUACUACUGGGUUGCAAAUGGUACCUUCCUUGCAGCCAUUAUAUAGAGGUUUUUAUAUACUGUGUUUUUAGUUUUUUUCUCCUGUCACUGUGACACACUGUACCACAACAGCUAUGAGUCAUACCAUGGUAGAAAUAUCUAAUGAAAGAGAUUAGAUUAAAUGAAGUGCCAUAUAAGCAUGCGGCUCUUUGAUAUGUGUGUAUGCAUUUUUAUUGUGAGGUGUAGUUCCAAUGAGAAAUACGAUGAGUUGAGGGGUAUUUUACAGCAGUUAAAGAAAUGUACUAGCUAUGCAGACCAACGUGCUGAUGCUGUAAUCCAACCCAUCGGGUGUCCAUAGAGGAUCUGUAAUCUAUUGAACUUCUGAAACGGGACUGAUUCUGACAUUCAGAGGCUGGGGAAGGGAAAGGGGAACACCCCUUUGACAGCCUGUUACAGUACGCUGUAUAUCCCUUACUGGACGGAUUACUACAUUACCACCCAUGGCUCAACUCGUCUUGUUCACUUAAGUAUCCCCAUGCAGUAAGUGAGGUAUGGUUCCUUUGACAGAGAGAAUCUUAGUGUAUUUAUUGGCAUGUCAUUUUCUAAAUUAGCCAGCCAAAUAUAAACUCAGUGAAAGAGUUGACUAUUUGUAUGGGAUGUGUGAGAUUUGUGAGGCGUUGACAAGAAAGAUCAAAGAGAGAAUUGGUGGGGUGGGUUUCACCAGUUUUGGAAUAGAGUUUUGGGGUCGAGUAUGUUGGUGCAAAAAAUGAAUGGUGUCAAAAUGACACAUAACUGUUUGAAUAAAUCUGUUACUGUGACUUAUUGAAAUGAUUCAGGUUUAGUUGGUGGUCCUGUUAAAUAUUCAAACAGAUUUCAACUGAAGAUAUCGUGUGGGAAAAUUCACAAAGCUGUGGUUUAGCCUACACCUGGAAGAAGCUUUUUGGAAUUUUGUUUAAAUUGUAAACAACAUGUUAAAGUUUGUUCUACAGGAUAGAAAUGAAAAAGCUUAGAAUGGAUAUCUAGAUGCUAUGUUUGACUUGAUAAUUAGACCAAGGCGUCUUCUAUUUGCUGCUUAAUUUGAAACAUGUAGGGGUGUUUUGGUGUAUUUCUUUAAGCUUUAUUUUAGCCAGCCUUUCAGGUUUGAUUUUGUAAUCUAUUUCUUUAUAUUAUAUGAAUUAGGCACAUACAACAGCUUGGUGAAGAAAGUGAUUUGUGUUUUAGAUCCUUUUUUAUGCUGUGUUCCUUAGCUAUAUAUCCGUUAACAUUUUGGGUAGACCCAUAUUAGUUGGUUCAGCAUAAAUUAUAUGUAAAUGCUAAAGUAGUUUUCUAGUGAAGGUGUGUUAGCAUUUAGAGGUUGUUGCAAUACUUUUAGUGCACUGUACUAGCUAUAUGAAUUGAUUAAUUUGUAUACUUGCUUGGUUUUGUUUAUUUA
Polyodon spathula (Mississippi paddlefish) is the source of this 7031-nucleotide messenger RNA. Its product is annotated as homeodomain-interacting protein kinase 2-like. The coding region runs from base 805 to 4458 and encodes 1217 amino acids. Gene Ontology annotation, biological process: peptidyl-threonine phosphorylation; peptidyl-serine phosphorylation; smoothened signaling pathway. The transcript is spliced from 14 exons. Lineage: Eukaryota; Metazoa; Chordata; Actinopteri; Acipenseriformes; Polyodontidae. The record is from RefSeq and is a predicted model, not a curated record. Gene Ontology annotation, cellular component: nucleus; cytoplasm; PML body. Gene Ontology annotation, molecular function: ATP binding; transcription corepressor activity; protein tyrosine kinase activity.